UUUAAGGGAGACCAGUUCGCUGCGGCUCCUCUUACAGUGGGAUGCGCAAUCCAACGAGGGAACGUGCCCCACCCGCUGUCAACACGCGAGCCUUUCUAGCCACUAGGGCCUCGGAAUGAGGUGGUGCCACGUAGCGACGCGAGGAAUGGGAAUAGGGAGAAAGCAGCCUAUCGGUGGGUCGAUCUCCCGUCCUUCAGGUUUGAAUUUUCGCUGAAGGCAGCUUCGUUUUCCAAGUCAUCUUGGCGUGGACUUACACCAAAUAUCUUAAAGUCACGCUCCAAACAAUGUUUUUAGAGAAAGGCGAUACUGGCUGGUGGUCAGGCCUUGUUUUUCUCACCCAAGGAAACUUGCGCCCCUCUUCCGCGGCCUGGCUCCGCCCAUUGCUAAGUAGAGAAGGGGCUGGGAAUUCUUCCUCUUCACCAGCGCCCUCACCAUCCCACUCUCCACGUUUGCAGUUUGGGGAAGCCGGGAUUUCAGCCGAACUUGCUCUUGAAUGUUCUCCUCGUUGGGCUCGCUCCUCGCAAUAGAUACGCCGAGAAUGCUGCCGACCCGGAGGCAGCGACACCACUGCUGCUCGCCCCUACUCCUUGCCUUGCUAGUUAGUUGCGUAGCAUGCCAGGCUCCGCCGGUGCCGGCUGGGGAGACCCACUGGGAUGGAAAAAACGUGUGGAUCGAGCGCAAGUACGUGCCGGACAAAUGCCUGCGCACCGUUAUUUCCGGCGACUUCGUACGUUACCAUUACCAUGGUACUUUGUCGGACGGCAAGAAAUUCGAUUCCAGCUAUGACAGGGGCUCUACAUUCAAUGUUUUUGUGGGGAAAAAUCAGCUUAUUGCUGGGAUGGAGAAGGCUCUGCUUGGCAUGUGUGUAAAUGAAAGGCGAUUUGUAAGGAUUCCAUCCCAUCUUGGAUAUGGAAAUGACGGAGUUUUCAGUGUAAUUCCUGCAAAUUCAGUUCUGAAUUUUGAUGUUCUUCUGGUUGAUGUUUGGAAUUCUGAAGACCAAGUUGAAAUUCAGACUUAUUACAAGCCAGAAAAUUGUACAAGGACAAUUCAGGUGUCUGAUUUUGUAAGAUACCAUUAUAAUGGAACAUUUUUAGAUGGAACACUAUUUGACUCAAGUCACAAUAGAAUGCGAACGUAUGACACUUAUGUAGGAAUUGGAUGGUUAAUCCCUGGAAUGGACAAAGGUCUUCUUGGAAUGUGUGUAGGAGAAAAGCGCAUAAUCACAGUACCACCUUUCUUGGCAUAUGGAGAAGAUGGAGAUGGGAAAGAAAUACCUGGUCAAGCUUCCCUUGUCUUUGAUGUAGCUCUUCUAGAUCUACACAAUCCUAAAGACAGGGUUAAUAUAGAAAAACUGUAUGUGCCAAAGUCCUGUGAACGUCAAACCCAAAUUGGAGACUUCCUCAGAUAUCACUAUAAUGGUACCCUUCUUGAUGGAACAGUGUUUGAUUCCAGUUACUCACGAAAUCGAACCUAUGACACCUACAUUGGCAAAGGUUAUGUGAUUGCUGGAAUAGAUGAAGGUUUGCUUGGAGCAUGUGUUGGAGAGAAAAGGAGAAUAAUAAUACCACCUCAUGUUGGGUAUGGAGAAGAGGGAAGAGGAAACAUUCCAGGAUCUGCUGUGUUGGUAUUUGAAGUUCAUGUGAUAGAUUUUCACAAUCCUUCGGAUUCAGUUGCUGUUACAACCUAUUACAAACCUACUAACUGUUCAGUGCUAAGCAAGAAAGGUGAUUACUUGAAGUAUCAUUACAAUGCUUCUCUCCUAGAUGGCACUUUAUUAGAUUCAACGGUUAGCCUUGGAAAAACAUAUAAUAUAGUUCUAGGUUCUGGACAAAUUGUAUUGGGAAUGGAUAUAGGUCUCAGAGAGAUGUGUGUGGGAGAAAAAAGAACAGUUGUUAUUCCCCCUCACUUUGGUUAUGGAGAAGCCGGAGUUGAAGGAGAAGUUCCUGGAAGUGCUGUAUUACUGUUUGACAUCGAGCUGCUUGAUUUAGUAUCUGGCUUACCAGAAGGCUAUAUGUUUGUGUGGCAUGAUGAAGUAUUACCAAACCUCUUUGAAGAAAUAGACAAGGAUAACAAUGGAGAAGUUUUUCUAGAAGAAUUCAAUAAAUAUAUCCACGACCAAGUCAAUUCUGGCAAAGGAAAGCUAGCCCCUGGUUACAAUUCUGAAACAAUUGUGAAAAAUAUGUUCAACAAUCAGGACCGAAAUGGAGAUGGCAAGAUUACUUCUGAAGAAUUCAAAUUGAAAGACCAGGAGCCACAGGGACAUGAUGAACUGUAACUUAGUUGGAUUUUAAAAACUUUUAUGAACUGAACUGAUGUUAGAAAUAAUCUGAAAUCCCUAUGCGUAGUUAAAAAAAAGGAUGUGGAAAUGAAUAUGUCUUGAUGUUAAUAAAGAUACAAUAAGGUAUAAAAUUAAGAUUUUUUAAUUAAGACAUUUAUAUUAAAAAUGCAAGGUGCCUUAAAAUGCUUUUUUAAGAUUUUUAAAAAUAUAAUCCCACCAUAGUGACAUAUUCAGCUUUUUUUCAGAGAUGUGAAUAUUCUGGAAAAGAAACUGAAACAUUUUCAAAUGCAAAUUAAUAUGUUUCACAUUUGUGUAUCUUUUCAAUAUUUAUAAUAUUUGGACUGCAUUAUUUGAAGUGAAAAAAAUGUCCUAAACUUGAAUAUUAUUUCAGAAACAAAACUGGUAAAGCCUGACAUCAGGUUAUCUGAGUUAAUGAGGCUUCAUCACUUUCUUGUCUUAGGAGGUUUCUGCAAAUGGUUUUUUAUUUGUUCAGGACAUUUUCUACAUUGCGGUUACUUUGAUUUCAUGGCAUUUUUGGCACACUUUUGCCUGUAAUACUUGUGCUUGCCAGUUUUCUUAUUGUACUGUGUUACAUCUUUUUAGAUUAGCCAUUGUGAUUGAAGCUGGGAACAAGUAGAUCAUCAAGGCUGUCUUCUGAGAGGCCAUAGACAAAAAAGGGUACAACACAUGCAAAAUUAUUUACACAGGAAGUAGGACAAUGGGAUCCUUGCUGCUCUUUAAGCUUUGAUGCUUGCAGAUAUUUCAUUAUCCGACUAGGUAACAUCAUUAAUGUUGGAGGUGGGGGUUGCUCCCUGAUUAUAUGCAGUAGCUUGCCCUGCCAGUGUUAAUGGAGAUACAGGGCAAGCUACAGUAUAUAAAUAGGGAGCAAAACCUUCCAUCCACAGACUAGUACUAAUGAUGUUAUCUAGUUGGGUAAUGAAAUGUCCUCAAACAGCUCAGAGAGCACCAAAGACUCCACAAUUCAACCCACAAUUUUGAAGAUUUGAUACAAAGUUACAAACAUGAAUUAAAAUAAUGCCUUUUCCCCCUGGUUUGUUACUUUCUGGUGAUAUGCUACACUAUAACAGUUAAUGGGAAUAAAUUCUGAAAAAAAUGAUAAAUUAUUCGGAAAUCUGUACCUUUUAAAAAUCCAUAUUUGGUGCAUUGGCACUAAAAUCUUACAGUUCCUUAAGAAUUGAAUUAUACUGGUAAUUAAUUUUUACUUCCCUUCUCCUAAAGGAUGAGGUAUUAUCAUUUUAAAGUGAAUAUAGGCAACCUGCAGCCUAGGCAUGUUUUGCACCCAGCCAUAGCUUUCUGGAAGUAUUCCCAUUCUGCUUGUGUUGUCACUUCCAUAGCAAUAAUUAAAAUAGGGUUAUUAACACUACUGCUUAGAUCAUGACUAUAUUAGCAAAUGCUUGUGUUUAAUUGUAGAAAAGAAUUAGAACUCUUAAAGACAAGAGCUAUGGUGUUGGCUGCUCUAUUUUAACCAAAGCAAUAAUCACAAGAUUUAAAUAGUGUGGAACAACUAUUUAAGCAGGGAAAUUAACAAAAUUUGCCAGUAAACUCAACAAAAUCUGGUGAAUGUAGGAUGGAUGUCAAUGAAGCUCUGCUUUUCCACUGCAAAGAAGAAUGACCAAUGGAAUAAAUGUUGCAUAAGUCAUGCUUCUACUGUAUGAAGCUGUUGAUCGAUAUUUAAAAUGUGUGUUUGUCUUUUAUAUAUUUUAGGAAAAAAGAAAUAAAAAUGAAUUGUAAGAAUGUGCAUGAAGUUGCUGAUUGCACCUGGGUAACAACAUGGUCAGUCCAUCUAACUCAAGUAUUUUGAAGUGAUUUUCAAUUCACUCUCUAAUACUGGCUUUGUCAAUAAAAUAUAUUAAAUCAAAUAAUAAAGAAAUUAGGACAAAAAGUUACUAAAGAAGGGAACAUAACACCUCUACCAUGACAUUAAUAAAAAUGUAUAAGUAUAUUCCCUGAGAUAGUGGGACGUAUAAUUGUAGAAAGGGGCUCAUUUUACAGCAUUCCUUUUUAUAAGAAGUACAAUUGUAUGAAUUUUCUAUGUUAUUCUAUGUUAAUUCAUUGUAUGAAUUUUCUAAUACUAUGUUCUGUCAAAUGCAAUGCAUUGUGGUAUUAAAUAAAAUGCCGACAAGUACACUGAACAA
Molecule: messenger RNA, 4434 nt
Organism: Pantherophis guttatus
Lineage: Eukaryota; Metazoa; Chordata; Lepidosauria; Squamata; Colubridae
Gene: FKBP9
Product: FKBP prolyl isomerase 9
Cellular component (GO): endoplasmic reticulum
Molecular function (GO): calcium ion binding; peptidyl-prolyl cis-trans isomerase activity
Source: RefSeq, a predicted model, not a curated record